UUCUUGUUCCAGCUCUAGUUUCCCAUGUAUUAUUUUGAUUUCUUACGUUCCGUUCCAACUAUUAUUAUUUUCGUUUCGUGUCAGUUUUUGGCUGAUUUCUAAAUUGAAAACCCGGCACAAACCCAUUAGGCCUCCAAAUUCCCAGUGUGUCCAGCCGAACCGGUGUAGUGUCGCCACGGAAACGAGUGGAGCAGCCACAACAAUCGGGCCCUUGUGUGUGUAACGUGACGAAAUCAAAUCGGGAGAUAGCGCAGUUCCAGUGGUGGGUUCGAGUUCGAGUACCCGAGUAUUAGAGUACUAGAGUACUAGAGUGCCAGAGAAUUAGAGCACCACAGUCCCAGUACCAGACACCACACAUACUCAGUGCCCAGCGAGCAGUUCCGGCGAACAGACCCAUCCGCAGAUCCCAUCCCCCACAGAGAGCCAUCCCGUCCGCAAGCCCGAUCAUGUCCAGCGACGCCAAUACGCCCGUACUGCGCAACUGCAUCCGCCUGCCGCUGCCGGAGGACGAGCUGCUGGAGGUGACCGCCAAGGCCAAGGACUAUGCUAUCAUGCACGGCGCCGCCAUGCGCUCGAAGACCGCCUUCAGCCCGGACUCCCUCAAUUUCGCCCCCUUUGUGCUGGUGCCCUCCUCGUUUCCGCGUAAGGAGUUCGAGAAGGCGGUGGCCCUGCAGCCGAUCAUCAACCGGCUGAUGCACAAUGUGGCCCACGACGAGGAGUUCAUCACCACGACGCUGGCGGAGACGAUCAAGGUGGACGAGUUCACGGCCAAUCUGUUCAACAUCUACCGCAAGGUGCUGGCGCACGGGUUCACCCAGAAAAUAUCGCUGGGGAUGCUGCGCAGCGACUUGAUGCUGGAGUCCGGCUGUCCGGAGUUGUCGCCACGGGCACUGCGGCCGGCGGCAGGCGAGGAUCGAGGCCAGGAUGCGGCUGCUGUGGGGAGAGGAGGAGCCGGAACUGCUGCUGCUACUGCUACUGCUGCUGCUGCGGGCACUAGCGGCAAGGAGAAGCAGGAGGUGGAGGAGGAGGAGAAGCGGGCGAAUCGGAAGGAGGAGCACAGGGAGAUUCAGCUGAGCCGGGCCACCAAAGAGCGGGAACGGAGGGCGGCCGGCAUUCAUUCCGCGUACUGCUGCUGGAAACAAGUCGAGAUCAAUACGAUAGCUUCGGGCUUUGGCCAUUUGGGACCAGCAAGUAAAACCAUACAAAGAUUUGUACUUAGCGAACUGGGACAUGCGGAUAAGUUGCAUAAUAUGCCCAAUAACAAGGCGCUGUCUGGACUGUGCGAUGGCAUGGUCAAGGCCUGGGACAUCUAUGCCAAGCCGAAGGCAGUGAUCCUGUUCAUCAUCGAGGAUGUGUCGUACAACAUCUGCGACCAGCGCUUCCACGAGUUCUACAUCCGCGAGACGUACCCGCACAUCAAGGUGCUGCGUCGCACCCUCACCGAGGUGCAUCGCGAGGGCAAACUGGGCCUGGGAAAGGAGUUGCUGCUGGGAAACCAGGAGGUGGCCGUGAUCUAUUUCCGUGCCGGCUACGAGCCCGGACACUAUCACUCGCAGGCGGAGUGGGAUGCCCGCUAUCUGAUGGAGACAUCGCUGGCCAUCAAGUGCCCCUCGAUCCAUUACCAUCUGGCGGGCACCAAGAAGGUGCAGCAGGCCCUGGCCCAGCCGGCGGUCCUCGAGCGCUUCAUCAACGAUCCGGAGGAGAUCAAGGCGGUGGGCAAGAUCUUCACGGGCCUCUAUUCCCUGGACGACAACGAGGCGGGCAAUGCCAGCUACGAGAUGGCGCUCCGCACUCCGGAGAGAUUCGUGCUGAAGCCCCAGCGCGAAGGAGGUGGCAAUAAUGUGUACGGCGUGGACAUACCCGACGCUCUUAAGCGAAUGUCGCGCGUGGAGCGGUCCGCCUGGAUCCUGAUGGACCUGAUCCAUCCGCCGCUGACCAAGGGCUAUAUGGUGCGGCCCGGUGGCGAUAUGCCGCCCCAGAUCGUGGACAUGGUCUCCGAGCUGGGCAUCUUUGGUGUGGUGAUCGGGGACGCCGAGCACAUUGUGCACAACUACCAGGCGGGGCACAUGCUGCGCACCAAGCUCUCGACCGCCAACGAAGGAGGCGUGGCGGCCGGAUUGGGUGCUUUGGACAGUCCCUAUCUGAUUGAUAGCGAUGACGACGACGAGGAGAACUAGGUAUCCUUUGGGACAAGGGUCUGUAAGCCGGCAUUCCACCUGUUGCCUCAGUCUUGUAUAAAUGAUUAUUUUUGUAAAGCGUGUUGUACAUUUUUCACUAAUUCCCCCACACCCAAAUUGCAAUAAACAAAACGUUAAGUUAGAAA
Molecule: messenger RNA, 2323 nt
Organism: Drosophila rhopaloa
Lineage: Eukaryota; Metazoa; Arthropoda; Insecta; Diptera; Drosophilidae
Product: glutathione synthetase
Exons: 8
Coding region: 447-2177 (576 amino acids)
Biological process (GO): glutathione biosynthetic process
Cellular component (GO): cytosol
Molecular function (GO): ATP binding; glutathione synthase activity; glutathione binding
Source: RefSeq, a predicted model, not a curated record